Messenger RNA from Magnusiomyces paraingens, 3057 nucleotides. RefSeq lists its product as uncharacterized. The record is from RefSeq and is a predicted model, not a curated record. The coding region runs from base 1 to 3057 and encodes 1018 amino acids. Gene Ontology annotation, biological process: DNA integration. Lineage: Eukaryota; Fungi; Ascomycota; Dipodascomycetes; Dipodascales; Dipodascaceae. Gene Ontology annotation, molecular function: nucleic acid binding; zinc ion binding. The transcript has 7 exons.
AUGACUUCCCGUGUCACAGUUCAACAGGUUAUGGGCCGCACUUCGGCUUAUAUUAAUCUUACUUCCUCUGAAAAACUCACUCCUCUCAACUAUCAUGUCUGGGCUACCAAAAUUCUUUUGGGUCUUCGUGCUAUGAAUAAUGGUGUCCACCUUUAUGUCGAAGCUGGUACUGUCAAUCCAGCUGCCAAUGAAUCCCUCGAAGACCUCACCGCCUCGCUUGAUACCGUCGUCCAUGAUGUCAUCCUCAACAAUAUUUCUCCUGAGAGUAUAGUCAACUUCAACCCGCCGAUGUCAUCUCUUAUGAAAUCCCUCUAUGCUGGCAAUAUUGAUGUUGGUCCAAAGUUUGUUUCUUCUGUUCGCUCUUAUGUUGCUACCUGGCGUUCCAUCUACCAAUCAUUGUCGCCUGAUUCGGUUGUGGCCUUCAACGCUUUGGCCUCAAUGGGUCCCAACUGUGAGCGCUUCAUCCAGUAUGCCUUGGAGCACCGCUUUGAUAGUAACAACAAUACUGACAACCUUGAUAUCAAUAACUUUAUCCGGAACACUGAUAAAUGGGCCAAGUUGUUGAAGAUUACUGGACCCCCUGCUACUCUUUCGACUGAAGCGUUCGUUGCUUCAUCAAAGAAGUACAAUAACAAAUCUAAGGGUGAUGGUAUCAAAUGUUUUCGUUGUAAGAGGCGUGGUCAUACUUCCAACAAUUGUCAUGUCUCUUGGGAAGAGGUUCAGGCUGCUCGCCAAGAUAAUAAGGAUGACAAGGAAUCUAAAGAGGCUAAAACCUCAAGAGGUUGGUUUGCUGAGACUAUUGAUGAAUUUUCUGAGAUAGUUGAUGAUGAUCCAUUUGUGAGUUCCGCUUUUGUGUCCGAGACAUCUGUUGUUUCUGAAAAGUUUGGUAACAGUUGCUCCGAGUCGUUUGAUGAUUUGGAAUCCGAACUUUUUGAUUCUUCUGAGCCGUGUGUCGGCGAUGAAGAUUGUUUUGUUGGUCAAGUUUCUGAGUAUUGUUCAAACUCAGGACUUGAUAUUGAUUCAGUUGGUUCCACUGAUGAUUCUUGUUUUAAUUCUGAACCGUAUGUCGGUUCUACUGUUGUUUGUUUGGAGUCUGAACCGUGUGUCAGUUCAGCUCCUAUUUGUUUUGAUUCUGAAUCGUUGGUCGAUUCGGAUAUUGUUCCUUUUGAUUCUGAACCGUUGGUCGGUUCUUCUUUUAUUUCUUGUUCUGAUUCUAAACCGUUGGUCGGUUCUGAUGAUGAUAUUGUCUUACCUUCUUUUGAUUUUUUGGUGGAUUCAAUUACUGAACCUUCUCCACCUAAUGUUAAACCUAUUGUUACACCAAAAUCCGUUUUUCUCCAUUCUUUUACUUAUCUUUUUGUUACCAUCAUGUUGUUUUCCUUGAUUUUAAUUGUCGUCUGGCAUCCUUCUUCAAUCUUGGAUUUAAGUCAUUCAGUCCAUCACGUUUUUGUUGCUGAAUCUACUACUUCUGCUGAGGCCAACUUAGUUGUUGGGUCUGAUUCUUUUGACUUUAUCCAUGAUACCGGUGCUACCAAUGACCAGCCUUGUGACCGCGUUGUUCUUCGAGAUGUUUUAUAUGUUCCUAAGAUUCCUCGCAAUUUAUUUGCUGCUCGUCGAGCUACUGCUGGUGGUUGUCGGUUCAUUCAAGACCUUAACCAUAUUUCUGCUGUUGAAAAUGGCAAAACUCGACCUGUCCAUGAGGUGUUUGCUGUUGAGUCGUCUGCCAAUCUUUGGCACAAGCGACUUGGUCACGCCAGUGUGGACGUUCUCAAGAAAUUAUCUAAGUCACUUUCUGUCAAGCCUACUCAUUUUGAGGUUGUGGAUAGUCAUAAGUGUGACGCUUGCUUGGGUGGCAAAGCCACAGCAUUGCCAUUUAAUGGUACCACAGAAAAAGCUAGUCGUCCUUUGGAGUUAUUUGUUUCUGAUUUAAGCGGUCCUCAUGUCGCUACCCUGUACUCUUAUGUGGAGUUGUUGGUUAGGAAAAGUGAUGCAAGUCUUGCCAUUCGUAACUUUAUUGCUAGGUGUGAAUCUUAUUUUUCUGGUGAUUCUGCUGGUGAUCGAGUUGCAUAUUUUCAUUCUGAUAAUGGCGGCGAAUACAUUUCCAAAGACCUGGAGCAGUUCUUUGUGUCUAAGGGUAUCAAGCAUACUUAUACAGUUCCUCAUACUCCUCAGCAAAAUGGUGUUGCUGAGCGAUUGAAUCGCACAUUAUUUGAAAAAGCCAAGUCUAUGCUUUUAUAUGCUCAUGCUCCUGAGUAUUUAUGGGGUGAAGCUGUCAAGUCUGCUAAUUAUAUUAGGAACCGUCUUCCUAGUCGUACCACUGGUGGUGUUGCACCUCUUCAACUUUGGACGGGUAAACCUCCUAGUUAUCACCAUAUGAAAGUAUUUGGUUGUCAAGCUACAGUUGUUCUUCCUGGUGCUAAAAGAGAAUCUAAGUUAACUUAUCGAGUUCUUCUUGAUUCAAGCAUUGUUGAAGCCAGGAGUGUUUACUUUGAUGAGUCCAAGUUUCCAUUUAUGAAAAGUGAUAAGGACUUGUCUAUUAAUGGUACUGGUGUUGGGUUUAGUGUUGGGUCUAGUAUUGGUUCUGGUUCAGGGUCCAUGGUUAAUUCUAUUGCUAGUUCUGAUUCAAGUUCUGGUUCUAGUUUUGGGUCUCAUAGAUCUUUACCAGCAUCCUCAUCUGGUUCUGGUUCUGGUUCUAUUUGUGCUUUACCGUCUCCGUCUUCUUCUCCGUCUCAUUCUCCGUCGCUUUCUUCUUCUUCUUCUUCUAUUAUCGUUCAUAAGCCUCGUUCUGUUCGUCGCAUUUUGUCUACACCUUCUGCUCCUCUUGAGUCUCCUACUCUUCCUUCUAUUCCUUCUGUUCCAUCUCUUCCUAGUUCUCCUAUUCUUCCACCUUCAGAUCAUGAUGUCUCUAUCUCUCCUGACUCAAGUCCUAUUGUUUCUCCUUCGGAAUAUAUUCCUUCACAAUUAGACUUAUCUGAAGCUGGUCCAUCUAUUAAUGAAUCUGAUAUUUCUGGUGAUUCUGGGAUCUCGCAACGAGGGGGUGAUAUUGUUGAACUGUGA